AUGGAACUGAAUUUUGUCGACACUAAAGCAGAGCUAGUUGGUAUGGUCCGCGAAUGCCGAAACCUGCGUCAAAAGAUCAAAAGAGAUCAAGAACCCAUGUUGGCCGAUCCUGUACCCAACAUCAUGAACACUUUUCCGCCUCGCGACACUUGCGAUCGACUGGUCAAGCAUUACUUGCGGACUUUCGAGCUGAUCUACCGCGUUGUUCACAUACCAACAUUUUGGAAAGAAUACGAAGAGUUCUGGAAAGACCCUGCAGCCGUGCCAUUUAGCUUCACGAUUCAGCUGGGCCUUCUCAUGGCCAUCGGAAGUGUCUUUGACGCUGAUCGUGAUGGUACGACAGAUCUCAUGAGUCGGAAGUGGGUAUAUGCUGCACAGUGGUGGCUCGUGGGGCCAUCAGCAAAAAGCACAAUGAAUCUUGCAGGGAUUCAGAAUUUCUGCCUGUUGCUAAUUUCUCGUCAAGUCACAUCAUUCGGGCCUUCUUUGUGGUUGUCCGAAGCUUCCCUGUUAAAGAUGGCCAUGAUAAUGGGUUUGCAUCGUGAUACUGCCCUAUUCAAUCUUGACCACCUGCAAUCUGCUUUGCGUCAAAGACUAUGGACGACUAUCCUAGAACUCGUUGUUCACGGGUCAGUAGAUACAUCGACACCCCUUCUUCUCACACUUACGGACUUCGACACUCAUAUACCUCUCAACAUAUUGGACGCCGAUCUUUCCUCUGGCAUAACUGAGGCCCCCAUGCAGCAACCCCUACGGACCUUCACCGAGGCCUCAAUCCAGAUAUUGUUGCGCAAGUCUUUACCUGUUCGUAUAGAGGCUGCCAGAGUGAUCAACAAUGCUCGUGGUGAGCAAUCAUACGAGCAGGCAAUUGCAUUAUCCACCAAGAUCCAGGAUAUCUGUAGAGAGAUUGCGCAGUAUUGUCGACUACACUGGACAAACUUCCUAGGUAUGCAUCACAAGUUCCUGGAUAUGCAACUGCGAAGGUAUAUCUUGCUCUUGCAUCGACCUUUCAUGUUGCAGGCUUGCAAUGAUCCUCGCUUCUAUCUCUCUCGAAAGAUAUGCCUUGAGUCAGCCAUGAUCAUCGCCUCGUAUGCAGCUCUGAUCAACAUACCUUCGGGAGUUCUUGAUGACCUAUCUCGCUUGAUGAUCAUGAGUACCGGUACCUUUCGUGGUGCCUUGACAUUGGACGUCAUUACUGUCCUGGGUCUAGAAGUAAUCCGCCAGAUCGAGGAGUCCAACAUCGGGACCUCGUUCGCACCAGGCACAGAUGGCGAUUUGAUCUUGGAUCCCCUUGCUGAGAUGGCUCGUGCACAGCGCGAACCUGUCAUGCGAACCUUGGAGCAUCUAAAGGAGCAGCUGCUGCAGAUCAUCAAAUUAGGUCAUCCUCAUUUGAAGCGUUAUAUCUUCUUGGCAGGUGUGAUAUCCCAGAUCCGUGCUAUGGAGACUGGUCAGGGUGUGCAGCCAGCAGUCGUUCGGGCUGCGCAAGAAAGCUUGAGGAUAUGUUACACUGCGUUGCAGUCUGCUUCAACGCCCAUCGAUCUGCAGGAUCCGCUCAACAACUUUGAUUUCAACGAUCCUGCAUUCUUGAUGGACUUGGAGACCAUGGUAAGCACUUUCAUAUGUGACUGGGUCAGAUUCGAAAGACAAGAUCUAAUCAUUAGCAGAACUCGAAUCCUUCCUUGGACCUUUCCACGUUCAUGUUCGCAUCAUUCUAAGGGAGGAUAG
Molecule: messenger RNA, 1722 nt
Organism: Aureobasidium uvarum
Lineage: Eukaryota; Fungi; Ascomycota; Dothideomycetes; Dothideales; Saccotheciaceae
Source: the annotation of a GenBank genome assembly